Rhinopithecus roxellana (golden snub-nosed monkey) is the source of this 3104-nucleotide messenger RNA. RefSeq names its product REL proto-oncogene, NF-kB subunit (gene REL). The transcript is spliced from 10 exons. The record is from RefSeq and is a predicted model, not a curated record. Gene Ontology annotation, molecular function: DNA-binding transcription factor activity, RNA polymerase II-specific; RNA polymerase II cis-regulatory region sequence-specific DNA binding. Gene Ontology annotation, biological process: regulation of transcription by RNA polymerase II; response to cytokine; canonical NF-kappaB signal transduction. Gene Ontology annotation, cellular component: cytoplasm. NCBI's taxonomy places the organism in Eukaryota, Metazoa, Chordata, Mammalia, Primates, Cercopithecidae. The coding region runs from base 359 to 2125 and encodes 588 amino acids.
ACGCCUCCGGCUUGAAGGCUGCGCCGGCCUACGUCAGCCGCGGGAAAUUCCCCUCCCGCCAGGCUGCCAGCCUCUCGGCCUGGCCGGCACUCUGCUCUCGUCCCGCUGCACCCCCUGCCCCUGGCUCCCGCACGGUGGACGGGCGACGCUGGGUGACCCGGAGCGCAAGAAUUCAGGGGGUGGGAAGGUGUGAGCCGCAAACCCAGCGGAGGGCGGGAAGAAGGAGGAGGACCCUGGGGUGGUCGGGGGACUGGGGCCGCCGCCUGCAGAGGUCCCUCGGCCUCCUGACUGACUAACCACGGCCGCCUCUGGCCAGGACGCCGGGAACUGCCUGCGGGAAGGUGCGGGGAACGGAGCCAUGGCCUCCGGUGCGUAUAACCCAUAUAUAGAGAUAAUUGAACAACCCAGGCAGAGGGGAAUGCGUUUUAGAUACAAAUGUGAAGGGCGAUCAGCGGGCAGCAUUCCAGGGGAGCACAGCACAGACAACAACCGAACAUACCCUUCUAUCCAGAUUAUGAACUAUUAUGGAAAAGGAAAAGUGAGAAUUACAUUAGUAACAAAGAAUGACCCGUAUAAACCUCAUCCUCAUGAUUUAGUUGGAAAAGACUGCAGAGAUGGCUACUACGAAGCGGAAUUUGGACAAGAACGCAGACCUUUGUUUUUCCAAAAUCUGGGUAUUCGAUGUGUGAAGAAAAAAGAAGUAAAAGAAGCUAUUAUUUCAAGAAUAAAGGCAGGAAUCAAUCCAUUCAAUGUCCCUGAAAAACAGCUGAAUGAUAUUGAAGAUUGUGACCUCAAUGUGGUGAGACUAUGUUUUCAAGUUUUCCUCCCUGAUGAACAUGGUAAUUUGACGACUGCUCUUCCUCCUGUUGUCUCAAACCCAAUUUAUGAUAACCGUGCUCCAAAUACUGCAGAAUUAAGGAUUUGUCGUGUAAACAAGAAUUGUGGAAGUGUCAGAGGAGGAGAUGAAAUAUUUCUACUUUGCGACAAAGUUCAGAAAGAUGACAUAGAAGUUCGUUUUGUGUUGAACGAUUGGGAAGCAAAAGGCAUCUUUUCACAAGCUGAUGUACACCGUCAAGUAGCCAUUGUUUUCAAAACUCCGCCAUAUUGCAAAGCCAUCACAGAACCCGUAACAGUAAAAAUGCAGUUGCGGAGACCUUCUGACCAGGAAGUUAGUGAAUCUAUGGAUUUUAGAUAUCUGCCAGAUGAAAAAGAUACUUAUGGCAAUAAAGCAAAGAAGCAAAAGACAACUCUGCUUUUCCAGAAACUGUGCCAGGAUCACGUUAAUUUUCCUGAGAGACCAAGACCUGGUCUCCUCGGUUCAUUUGGAGAAGGAAGAUACUUCAAAAAAGAACCAAACUUGUUUUCUCAUGAUGCAGUUGUGAGAGAAAUGCCUACAGGGGUUUCAAGUCAAGCAGAAUCCUACUAUCCCUCACCUGGGCCCAUCUCAAGUGGAUUGUCACAUCAUGCCUCAAUGACACCUCUUCCUUCUUCUUCAAGCUGGUCAUCAGUGGCCCACACCACCCCACGCUCAGGCAAUACAAACCCACUGAGUAGUUUUUCAACAGGGACACUUCCUUCUAAUUCGCAAGGUAUCCCACCAUUCCUGAGAAUACCUAUUGGGAAUGAUUUAAAUGCUUCUAAUGCUUGCAUUUAUAACAAUGCCGAUGACAUAGUCGGAAUGGAAGCGUCAUCCAUGCCACCAGCAGACUUAUAUGGUAUUUCUGAUCACAACAUGCUGUCUAAUUGUUCUGUGAAUAUGAUGACAACCAGCAAUGAUAGCAUGGGAGAGACGGAUAAUCCAAGACUUCUCAGCAUGAAUCUUGAAAACCCCUCAUGUAAUUCAGUGUUAGACCCAAGAGACUUGAGACAGCUCCAUCAGAUGUCCUCUUCCAGUAUGUCGGCAGGUGCCAAUUCCAAUACUACUGUUUUUGUUUCACAAUCAGAUGCAUUUGAGGGAUCUGACUUCAAUUGUGCAGAUAACAGCAUGAUAAAUGAGUCGGGCCCAUCAAACAGUACUAAUCCAAAUAGUCAUAGUUUUGUUCAAGAUAGUCAGUAUUCAGGUAUUGGCAGUAUGCAAAAUGAGCAAUUGAGUGACUCCUUUCCAUAUGAAUUUUUUCCAGUAUAACUUGCAAGAUUUAAAUCCUUUUAAAUCUUGAUACCACCUAUAUAGAUGCAGCAUUUUGUAUUUGUCUAACUGGGAAUAUAAUACUGUAAUUUAUACUGUAUAUAUAAUACGGACUGAGAAUAAUAAUACUAUAUUUGAGAAUAUAAAAAACUUUUUUCAGGGAAGAAUACAACUUUGGACAUAGCGAAUACAAAAUUGGAAGCUGUCAUAAAAGGACAACUCAGAGGCCAGGUGCAGGACCUCACGCCUGUAAUCCUAGCACUUUGGGAGGCCGAGGCGGGUGGAUCACUUGAGACCAGGAAUUCGAGACCAGCCUGGCCAACAUGGUGAAACCCCGUCUCUACUAAAACUACAAAAAUUAGCUGAGCAUGGUGGUACGCACCUGUACUGGCGGCUACUUGGCAGGCUGAGGCACAAUAAUUGCUUGAACCCAGGAAGCGGAGGUUGCAGUAAGCUGAGAUCACACCACUGCACUCCAGCCUGGGUGACAGAGUGAGACUCUGUCUCAAAACAAAAACAAAACAAAACAAAAAAAAAACGCUUUUUUAUAUUUCUUUUUAUAAUGUUUUAAUGUAUUCUUAAAUUUCAAGCAAAUUUAAGAUAAAACUUGUAAUGGCUAUGCCAUUGAAAAACUUAAUUUCUUAUUUUUGAGGCCCAUGGGCCAAGGUAACCCCUAAGGGGUUUUCUUAGGCUUCUUGGAGCUUCUUAGAUUUGCAUGUAUCAAAAUAUCUUUAAAAUGUUAAGUUGGGCAGAAGGCAGUUGAAGUGAGCUUUCAAGGUAUGGGAGGUUUUCCACAUUUUAUACUAUUUCAAUCUAUGCCUUAAAAGUUGCUUAUGAUUUUAGCUUUACACUCAUAUUUUUUAAGGGGAAGAAGUUUCCUUGGACCAUUCUCCUUUCUUAGAUGUUCUCACUCCCCGUGGUCUCAUAAAACUGCCUAUUUGACAUCUCUAUCUAGAAAUCUAAUUAAAGCUCACACUCA